CUCUCUCUCUCUCUCUCUACAUGGAAUCAGCAUCGAUCAUUUGUACGCGCGGUAAGUUUGCAUGCAGCAUUUGAAAGCUGGGGUGAAGUACUCGUGAUGUAUUAUCAAGGAUAUGCUCGAAAACAAAACAUAAAUUUUCUCUUUUGGAUUUGGCCAUCUAUCUUUCCACAUAACGUACGUACGACGUUGUUAAAAAAAAUUGGAUUUUCUUUUGUUAAAUUUUACUUCAUACUAUAAUAUUAUUACAUGCAAAAGUAAUGAAUCUUAAGCCCACGUUUUAUUUUUUAUUUUUUUGGCACGAAAUUGAUUCGUGCUCAAACUAAUUAUUAUCUGUAACUUAAUAAGGAACUUGUGCUGAUUUGCACCAACUAGCUAGCUGGGAUUUUUGCAAACUAUGGUUCAUAAAAGAUCAUAAAAUCAUGUGUACUUUCUAUAUAUGCGUAUUCGCAUUGGAAGUUGGUAGGGCUAUAGAUCAUCAGCAAUGUUUUAACUUUUGUGGAUGAAAAAUGCUGUCUGUAACCGGCUGGAGAAACCAUUGGAUAGCCGUGUCCCAUGUGGCACUAAAUAAAAUGGCACCGUUCCAUUUUUUUUUCAAAACGGUUCAACGUUCCUUCAUCUUCUUCCCAUUUCUAACUUUCAAACAAAAAUGCUCUCCAAGCACGGAAGUUCCUUCAUCUUCCCCAAGCGCUGUAAAAAAUCUACCUUCCAAAGCUCUGAAAAAAAUACAAAUUUCAAAGAAUCAAAUUGAGAAAUAUCUCAGAAUUAAAAAAGAAAGCAAUUAUGAAGAACUGGCAAGAACCCCUUUGAUUCCAAUUUUGAAUCUCACAUAUCCAAAAUUGAAAAACACAGAGGGAGAGGAAGAGGGAAAGGGGAACGUGCUGAGCUGAGCGGCAACAACGUGAAAUGAGCUUCUAGUUUUGCGGUCGAGAUUUAUUUUCGUCAGACAAAUAAAAAGAGUAAAAAACUAAAAGAAAAAUUCUUCUUAAAAUAAAAUGUGAUGCUAAGUGUGAAACUAUUUACUUUCUGUAAUCUAUACACAGAAAAUUUUAAGGUGAAGGCCAUUUCUCAUAAAAAACCUUGAAAAUUUCAUGCGAAGGUUCCUGCAGUCCUUGGAGCUUUUUAAGGAGAAUGAAACUAGGAAAUUGGCAAUUUUCACAGCAUUUGCUUUCUCUCAAAAGCUAUCUGGUCUUCCACCAGAGACUGUGUUCCAGCCACUGCUUAAGGAUAGUCUUGUGGCACAAAGGAAUUCUUUUAUUUAUUACAGAUUUCUUUAAGGAAUAUCUGAUUGAUAAUAGUCUUGAUGAUUUGAUUUCUAUACUGAAGCGGGGUAAAGUGGAAGAAAAUCUUCUAAAAUUUUCCCAUUUGCAAAGUGAUCGCCUGAGGAUUUUAACGAUUCCUGUCUUCUUCAUCAUGUUCUUUGAUUUCCUUUCAUCUAUUUAUUUUCCCCGCGGUUUCUCACCGCUGCGGGGGUAUAUAGAUGGACUGAUUGUGGAUAUAUACCAUGUAUAGAGAUGGGGUUCUCAAUGAAAAUUGAAUUCUUAGACAUCCCCCGGCCCCAGUACGUAGUUGCCAAGUUUGAAAUAUUGGGAGCAAAAGAUGCAGUUUUUUUUCCAUUGCUUUCAAGAUUUCCUUUAGUUAGGCACCACCAACCUGCAGCCAUGAAGGAGAUGGAUAGGCUUCAUGUGUAGGCUUAUCAUUUUGUGUGAAUAUUGGGCUAGCUUGCUGCUAACAUGGGGACAUGAAUCCAAGCUUCAAAAUAAGUGGCCCAGACUACGUAUAUAUUGAUAUUAUCUUCACAAUUAAUGUAAUUUUAAUAAAAACUUAUAAAAUCUUCCAUUGUUGUCAUGUCCGGCCUCAAAAUACGUAGACAAUUUUGUUACCCAAAACUGUAUUGUACAUAAACGACCACCUCGGCUUUCACACGUUCAGAUUGCAGAAGUAUUGGUUGUCACCUCGAUGGUUUGGUAUACGUAAUUAUGAUUAAAGAAGAUAAGAAUCUCGGACUUUUAUUCCCCAAACAUGCACGCACCAAAUCUAUAAAAUUAUAAAUACCAUGCCAUGGCCAUUGGCCAAGACAGACACCAAAUACAAAUACAAGUUAUAUUCUUAGAAAGCCCAGAAAUUGUUCCUUCGCAAAUUCAUUUGUUGUACGAGAAUACUCGAAAUGAAGAUGAUCGGAUUGAUUGGCAGUCUUGGCUCCAUUUGGCUAGUCUUGGCCAUUUCUGCAGUAGUAGCCCAACCAUCAUCCUCUCCCUCUCCUGUGCUUGACAGUGAGGGACGUCCUCUUGAACGUGGUGUAGAAUACUACAUCAAUCCUGCGAUUACUGACAAUGGUGGCCGUUUCACCUUGAUUAAUCGCAAUGACUCUUGCCCGUUUUACGUUGGCCAAGAGAACGUUUCAGGUCCGGAAGGCUUCCCUGUUAUCUUCACACCAUUCGCUGAGGAAGAUACAUUGAUCAGGGAGAAUAGGGACUUCAGAAUUGCAUUCUCUGCAUUCACAAUCUGUGUGCAGUCAAAUGCAUGGAUGGUGGGCGAAACAGACCCCGAGACUGAAAGGAGAUUGAUUGUAAUCCGACAAGAUAAAAGUGAGUUAAGUACCAGAAAUUACUUCAGGAUAGUGAAAGCUGCAGUCGGAGGUAAUAUCUACGAGAUUUCAUGGUGUCCUACCGACGUUUGUCCCACGUGUAAGUUUAACUGUGGAACUGCUGGUGGUUUGGUUGAGAAUGGGAAGAGGUUGUUGGCCUUGGAUGGUAGCGUCCUUCCUGUUACGUUUGAGAGGAACGCUGCUUAACAACCUCGCUUGUGUAAUAUUGAUCAGCAGUGGAAUUAAUAUUCAAUAAAUAGAGCUAGCUGGCUCCUUGCAAUAAUAAAUAAAGCUAGCUUAGGCAUGUACGUUUUGUAACUUCUUUAACUGGAAAUUAAAGACGUUGUAAUACAUAUAGUUUUCGAGACUGAAAGGAAAAUGUUAUCAUCUUUGAUCA
This is a messenger RNA of Carya illinoinensis, 2981 nucleotides long. Its product is annotated as kunitz type trypsin inhibitor 104-like. Lineage: Eukaryota; Viridiplantae; Streptophyta; Magnoliopsida; Fagales; Juglandaceae. The transcript has a single exon. Gene Ontology annotation, molecular function: endopeptidase inhibitor activity. The record is from RefSeq and is a predicted model, not a curated record. The coding region runs from base 2165 to 2791 and encodes 208 amino acids.